Molecule: messenger RNA, 1144 nt
Organism: Pomacea canaliculata
Lineage: Eukaryota; Metazoa; Mollusca; Gastropoda; Architaenioglossa; Ampullariidae
Product: alpha-crystallin B chain-like
Exons: 3
Coding region: 226-720 (164 amino acids)
Biological process (GO): protein refolding; response to heat
Molecular function (GO): protein folding chaperone; structural constituent of eye lens
Source: RefSeq, a predicted model, not a curated record
CUGCAUUUUCUGGAGAUUUCGGAAGAGCCCGACACCAUUAUAUAAGCGGAAAAAUAACGGCGUUGACCAAGAACGUGAAAAUCGCUUGUGUACAAGCACAGAGAAAAAGCCAAACUGAUCGAGGAAAAUAUUGCGGCAGUUUGAGUUGACGAAUUGAAAUAAUAGAAUCAGCGGUUGAUUUAUUCCAAUCUUCACGCAGCUUUAGUUGGAGAAAGAAUUUUGAAGAUGUCUGUUGUGCCAUUUUUGAGAGCUUUUUGGGAUGAUCCUUGGGAAGGCAUGACGGCUCCUUCUCGACUGUUUGACCAAGCAUUUGGUGAUGUUCUCUCCGCAGACGAUUUUCUUCCACCAACAAUGUGGAGGGGGAUGGUCGUCACUCCGCGGGUGCAGCGUCCUCCUCAGCUAAGCGGGAUGUCAGAAGUUGUGAACAACGAGAAAGAGUUCCGCGUUGGUCUAGACGUCCGACAAUUCAAGCCAGAAGAGAUCAACAUCAAGACACGAGACAACAGAGUCGUCGUCCACGGCAAACACGAGGAACGUCCUGAUGAGCAUGGCUUUAUUAUGAGGGAAUUCACUCGCCAAUACGUCUUGCCUAAGGACGUCGAUCCCAACGCUCUCACAUCAUCUCUGAGUGUUGACGGUAUGCUGACUAUCAAGGCACCCAAAAUGGCGUUGCCCGAGGCCAAGGAAAGGAGUGUUCCCAUUACACACGAGGCAGCUUGAGAGACUGUUUAAAAGACUGUUAGUGCUACAGAAAGCUAACUACUGAUUCGUCACGUUAUGCAUUGCCACUUUGUGACCAGUUUUUGUUUACUUUUUUUAAAAUGCUAAACUGUUUUGAUAUUUUUUUGUCUUCUUACCUAAUAGCCGCAAAGAACAUAUCUGGCGACCAUUGGAUCAAGAUGAGACUGUUAACGAAACUAAAUAUCGAAACAUAAAUGACUUGAUUUUUGUCAGCUUUUGUUUCAUACCAGAAUGGCGGCUGAAUUAAGUUACUGUAUCUUUUAUCUCAGCAGGGGCUGUAUUAACUUUUUUUUGAAAAUAUGUUGCAUUUCAUAAUUAACUCUUUUUGUCUUUAGAUUUGUUGGAAGAAAAAUAGUUUGUACGUUCAGUUGUUCAAAUAAAAAUCGAGAAACAUGUAAUGGGU